CAAAUUAGUUUAUUUUUGUAAGAAUUAUUGAAGUUUUGUUAAGUUAAAGUCGUCGACUGUAGCCGACUUUUAGCCGCCGGCGGCCGUAUUUUGCUUUAGCCGCCGCCGCCAAUUCUCUUUCGGCUGCAGACUUUUACCCGUCGUCGCCUUUUUUGUGCUUAGCCGCUGCCGCCGGGAAUUUCACAUCGGCCUCGCCCUCUGGCCCUUAGUCAUAAGCAACUUUCUAGUUUUUCUGCGACUGGCGAUUUUUUUAAGACGUGCCGCCGCCAAUUCCCUUUCUGCUGCAGUCGGCUUUUAGCCGCCGUCGACUUUUUUGUGCUAUGCCCCCGCCGCCGGGAAUUUCACAUCGGCUUCGCCCUCUGGUCAUAAGCUUUCUCGUUUUUCUGUGACUGGCGAUUUGAUUUUUAAGACGUGAUUCCGAAUUCAAAGUCAUAAGCUAUGGAUUGGGCUAAAAAGGCUGAAGAUCAGGUGUCUAAGUUGGUUAGCAAUUUGGAAAUAGAGAAGAAAGGUGAAACAAAGGAUGAUGCAGACGCCCCGGAUGUAGCAAGCCCUGCUGAAACCAGUCUCCUUCUAAAAAUUAUUCGUAAAGGUUUGGUAGAGUCGAAGUUGGAUUUAGAAGUCCAACGCCAGGAUCCGUCGUCGCCUUUAUACUCUGUGAAAACAUUUGAGAAACUUCAUUUAAAACCUGAAAUAUUAAAAGGAAUAUACAACAUGGGUUUUAACGCCCCAUCGAAAAUACAGGAAAAUGCCCUACCUAUAUUGUUGGCAGAUCCGCCACAAAAUAUGAUAGCUCAAAGCCAAUCUGGAACCGGAAAAACAGCAGCGUUUGUCCUUGCAAUGUUAAGUCGAGUAGACACGAAACUAGAUUACCCUCAGGUACUUUGUUUGUCCCCUACAUAUGAACUUGCUAUUCAGACUGGAGAAGCUGCGGCACGAAUGGCACAAUUCUGCCCCGAUAUUAAAUUAAAAUUUGCCGUUCGUGGGGAAGAAGUUGCUCCCGGAACAAAACUUACCGAUCACAUAAUAAUCGGCACCCCAGGAAAAGUUUUAGAUUGGGCUUUAAAGUAUAGAUUCAUAGAUCUAAAGAAGAUACGAGUUUUUGUACUGGAUGAAGCAGAUGUAAUGAUCGCCACACAAGGUCACCAUGAUCAAUGUAUUCGAAUUCAUAAACAACUCUCGCCCAAAUGUCAAAUGCUAUUUUUCUCUGCUACAUAUGACAAAGAAGUUAUGGAAUUUGCUGAACACAUUGUCCCUGAGGCAAAUAUCAUAAGACUAAGGAGAGAACAAGAAUCCCUAGAUAACAUUAAACAGUACUACGUCAAGUGUAAUUCGGAAGAAGAAAAGUAUCAAGCGAUUCAAAACAUUUAUGGAAGCAUAACAAUUGGACAAGCAAUAAUAUUUUGUCAUACUCGAAAAACAGCUGGAUGGCUCGCUGGGAAAUUGUCGUCAGAUGGACAUUCUGUUGCAGUGCUUUCAGGUGAACUUACUGUUGAACAACGUUUGGCUGUUCUAGAUCGAUUUAGAAUUGGUUUGGAAAAAGUAUUAAUAACUACUAAUGUUUUAUCACGAGGUUUAUCUAUGUUGGAAUAUCAAUCAAUCAAUGUAAUAGAAUAACGUCACAGUCAAAGUGAACCACUGAAAUUGUU
Messenger RNA from Musca domestica (house fly), 1646 nucleotides. Its product is annotated as DEAD-box helicase Dbp80-like. Gene Ontology annotation, molecular function: RNA helicase activity; ATP binding; RNA binding. Lineage: Eukaryota; Metazoa; Arthropoda; Insecta; Diptera; Muscidae. The record is from RefSeq and is a predicted model, not a curated record. The coding region runs from base 439 to 1614 and encodes 391 amino acids. Gene Ontology annotation, cellular component: nucleus; cytoplasmic stress granule. Gene Ontology annotation, biological process: poly(A)+ mRNA export from nucleus. The transcript is spliced from 10 exons.